CAGCCGCUCCUGACCUUAGCCCUCUUCGACCUUCACGAUGUUCCCCUCCAAGGCCCUCCUCUCCCUCUGCCUCCUCGCCACCGCUGCUGCCGCGUCCCCCGUCAAGCGCGACAACAAGUCGACGCUCUCGUUCGCGACCCGCUUCAAGCAGCUCGACCAGGGCAAGACCAUCGCUGAAGUCGACCGGGCUCGCGCUGCUGCUCUCCAGGGCGGCGCCAAGAGCAAGCGCGACGGCAACGUGUCUGUCACCAACGCUCAGGUAACUUACACCGCCAGCGUCGGUGUCGGCUCCCCUGCGACCCAGUACACCCUCCUGAUUGACACCGGCUCGUCCAACACCUGGGUCGGUGCUGACAAGAAGUACUCGCCCUCGUCGUCAGCCAAGGACACCGGGAACACCGUCCAGGUAUCCUACGGUUCCGGCUCCUUCUCCGGUGAGGAGUACACCGACACCGUCACCCUCGGCGACGGCCUCGUCAUCAAGAGCCAGUCCAUUGGUGUCGCCUCGUCCGCGCAGGGCUUCUCUGGCGUCGACGGUAUCCUCGGUAUCGGCCCCGUCGCCCUCACUUCGGGCACCGUCUCCGGCACCGACUCCGUCCCCACCGUGACCGACAACCUCGCCAAGGCUGGCACCAUCUCGACCGAGUCGAUCGGUAUCUACUACGCCCCCGCCGCUGGCUCCGACACCGGAGGAGAGCUCUCCUUCGGCGGCCCGGACAGCAGCAAGACCACCGGUGACGUCGCUUACGUCCCCAUCACCUCGACCUCGCCCGCGUCGCAAUACUGGGGCAUCGACCAGUCGAUCUCCUACGGCUCGACCUCGAUCCUCGACAAGACCGCCGGCAUCGUCGACACCGGCACCACCCUCGUCCUGAUUGCCUCGGACGCGUUCCAGGCGUACCAGAAGGCCACCGGCGCCACCGCCGACUCGACGACCGGUCUCCUCAAGGUGACGAGCGCCCAGUACAGCAAGCUCGAGGACCUGAACUUCGAGAUCGGCGGUACCAAGUACCCGCUGAGCGCGAACGGGCAGAUCUUCCCCCGCUCGCUCAACAGCGCGAUCGGCGGCGACGCCGACUCGAUCUACCUGAUUGUCUCGGACAUCGGUACGCAGUCCGGCCAGGGCCUCGACUUCAUCAACGGCUACGCGUUCCUCGAGCGCUACUACUCCGUUUACGACACCACCAACUCCCAGGUCGGCUUCGCGACCACCGCCAACACCGACGCCACCUCCAACUAA
Messenger RNA from Coniophora puteana RWD-64-598 SS2, 1240 nucleotides. Its product is annotated as aspartic proteinase. Gene Ontology annotation, biological process: proteolysis. The record is from RefSeq and is a predicted model, not a curated record. Gene Ontology annotation, molecular function: aspartic-type endopeptidase activity. The coding region runs from base 38 to 1240 and encodes 400 amino acids. Lineage: Eukaryota; Fungi; Basidiomycota; Agaricomycetes; Boletales; Coniophoraceae. The transcript has 3 exons.